Molecule: messenger RNA, 1283 nt
Organism: Porites lobata
Lineage: Eukaryota; Metazoa; Cnidaria; Anthozoa; Scleractinia; Poritidae
Source: the annotation of a GenBank genome assembly
AUGAAAAAUACUCCGGCCUGGUAUGAACACCUGUCCUGUUCAUACUGCUAUCAAGAGGAUCCAAGUAAGAGUGCAGUGGCCCAGAAAGUUGCCCACCGUUCUUAUGUACGCUGUAUGAACAGAAGCGCCCAUCCGAUAGGGUUUUCGUGUGGGCCCAUUAGAGCUACCUGGCAGGGUGUGGACAAAGUCUUAGCCUCUAUUUAUAGUGUAUAUAUAUGCGUAGAUUCCAGAGAAACAAGGACCUUUACGUGACCCUGUUCAGUUGCUUUUUUCCUUUCUUUUUACAUGUUAUAUUAGGUCGACACCCUUUAAAUAAGAAAAUGGCACUAUAUAUUUAGCCACCCAAGGCUAAGGGCCUUUCAUUCGGGCCUCGUCUCCGAGUGAAUUCAGCUGCUCGCCUAGGAUUCGUCGUCGAAUCAGGUCGCUGCCAUUUUUAAGACACUUAGGCCCCGUGCACGCACGUAUCCGAAUAUUUUUGAAUUCGCAACUUUUUUUCCCGGAUUCAUGAAUUUCCACGUCCAAACGUAUCCAUAAUCGGAUUUGCCCGACCACAUGUAUCCGACGAUCCGACAAGUAUCCGGAUUCACUCUAGUACCCAGGACUUGACAAUAGAGCAUGCGUCGUAAAGCGCGCGAAAUUUGCAUCUUGCUCUGCCUUGAGAGAACCUGGGAAUGAGGUUGCUUUCUUGAAUACAGUAUCUGAGGUAAAGAACUGGGCUCAAUCUUGUUACGUCACCGGAUAACAGAAUAUUUGGAUUUAGCGUCCACACGAUUCCGGAUUCAUAGCGUAUUAAAAAAUUUCCGCUCUGGAGAGCAGAUUUCGUACGCAGGAUUCACCGGAUACGUGAGGACGGAAGCCGCAAUGAACGGCCUUCUUAAAUGCACUUCACUAUUUUGUGGAUUUAUUUUUCAGGAGUUUGUUUGAAAUGUUAUUCAUGCAGUCCCUCCAAGGCAAUCAUUGAAGGAAAAUCUUUCACUCCUCAGCAAUGCGAGCAAAAUCAAACGGAACUCGCCUGUCAAGCUCCAUAUGAGAGGUGCAUCAAGGCGCAUCAAAAGAAAAAACAUCAAGAUGGUAGCGUUAUCGAAUAUGAAUUUAGAGGCUGUGCCAAUAAAUUAACUUGUGAUCAGUUCCAGAGAGCUCUUGAACAGGCGCAGCUGAAUGGUUGGGACGCAAGUAUUGCGUGUUGUCUCACAGAACUUUGUAAUUCUGCAUUUCAGCAGAAUAUGUGGAAAACCUGGUGGAUGGUCGGCUUAUCUCUUUGGUGGACUUUGAUGAAGAUAUAG